AGUACAGUUUGCUGAAGUUCCCUGCCGCAUUGCCCCGCCAUGGGUCUGGAGCUCUACUUAGACCUGUUGUCCCAGCCCUGCCGCGCCGUCUACAUCUUCGCCAAGAAGAACGGCAUCCCCUUCGAGAUGCGCACCGUGGACCUGCUCAAAGGAGAGCACCUCAGUGAUGCCUUUGCCGAGGUGAACCCCAUGAAGAAGGUGCCCGCCCUGAAGGAUGGGGACUUCACCUUGUCUGAGAGUGUGGCCAUCCUGCUCUACCUGGCCCGCAAGUAUAAUGUCCCUGACCACUGGUACCCCCAGGACCUGCAGGCCCGAGCACGGGUGGAUGAGUACCUGGCAUGGCAGCACCUGGGCCUACGAAGAAGCUGCCUCCGGGCCCUGUGGCAUAAGGUGAUGUUUCCUGUUUUCCUGGGUGAGUUGGUACCUCCUGAGACUCUGAAAGCCACCAUUGCCGAGUUGGAUGUAUCCCUGCAGCUUCUCGAGGACAAUUUCCUGAAGGACCAGGCCUUCCUUACCGGGCCGCACAUCUCCUUGGCUGACCUGAUGGCCACCACAGAGCUAAUGCAUGCUGUGGGUGCUGGCUGCCAGGUCUUUGAAGAGAGACCCAAGUUGGCUGCAUGGCACGAGCGUGUGGAGGCGGCAGUGGGGAAGAUCCUCUUCUGGGAAGCCCAUGUAGUCAUCCUGAAAGCCAAGGACUUCCCACCUGUAGACCCUACCAUGAAGCAGCAGUUAAUGUCUAGGGUGCAAGCCCUGAUGGGGUGAGCCAGGAAGGCUCUUUCCAGCACUGCCCCUGGCGGUUGGAGAAGUGCCUCAUUUUCCGUCAUCUCACAGGAGGUCGGCCCAAGUCAGGAGUGGCUCAUCCAUUCUUACUGCACCUCUACCGUCCAGCCCAGGGCUUUACCCCAGUUUGUCUUUCACAGCUGCCUGAGACACAGUGUAAACAGCACUUGAACCUGUCUCCUUCAAUCACUGCAUCGAUUUUUUUCCCCUUUUCAGUUUAAACAAUAAAACUGGCUGGUCUCAGCUCAAACCUCUGCUCCCCACUCUGGCUUGUGAUUUAUUUGAAUUUCCAGUUCUCCUCCUCUGGGUUUUGGUCUCUAUUCAAAAGACUCCGCCCUUUGCUAGGUUCUCUGUGGGUCAGCUUCCCCCUGCUGGUUGCCAAGAGUGAACUAAACAGGCUUGCUCUUCAAUCCAAGUCUGUUUUUCCUUGAACAUGUAUCUGGUAGCUUGUUUGUUUCUCUAUGCCUCUUUGCUUGCUUUUUCAACUCUGGAGAAGCCCAUGUUCUCUCUUGAACC
Sorex fumeus (smoky shrew) is the source of this 1296-nucleotide messenger RNA. Its product is annotated as glutathione S-transferase theta-1-like. Gene Ontology annotation, cellular component: cytoplasm. Bases 40 to 762 code for a protein of 240 amino acids. Gene Ontology annotation, molecular function: glutathione transferase activity. The record is from RefSeq and is a predicted model, not a curated record. NCBI's taxonomy places the organism in Eukaryota, Metazoa, Chordata, Mammalia, Eulipotyphla, Soricidae. The transcript is spliced from 5 exons. Gene Ontology annotation, biological process: glutathione metabolic process.